Hyaloperonospora brassicae is the source of this 1530-nucleotide messenger RNA. Lineage: Eukaryota; Oomycota; Peronosporomycetes; Peronosporales; Peronosporaceae. The record is from the annotation of a GenBank genome assembly.
AUGAAGCACGCGCCCGAUGACGGCGCCUCGGACCCGCUGCUCAAGGGUGUCUCCGACUCGUCCUCGGCUUAUACAACGGAUCAUUAUGACCCCUCUUCGGGAUUACCUGUCGAGCCAUGCGACAUGUUGGUGCGUAAGAAGCCAAAUCUAAAAGAUUCGUACUUGAAGCAGCUGGAUUACACACCACUCAUUUUUAAGAAUUUGAAGAGGAUUGGAACUUUCAUCGCUUCAAUGUCACCGAUGGGUACUCGAAGGUUUAAUGAGGAAGACGUUUUGAACGAUGCUUUUCCCUACCAUCGAUCGAUCGUUCCGUCGAAAGGGUCGAUUCGCGGUUCUGUUUUCAAUCUGGCUGGCGCAACUCUUGGUGCAGGGGCACUAUCGUUGCCAUACGCAGUCGCAGUGUCCGGUUUGGGUUUUGCCGUGGCUCAACUUGUACUGGCAGCGCUGCUAACCGUGUACACCAUUCGACUACUGAUUCGCGCAGGCGACAUUACGAAACUGAAGUCAUACGAGGACGUGGCCAUGCAUUGUUUUGGGCCAAAUGUAACGAUUUUUGUGGAGAUCAACAUCCUCAUUUUCUGUUUCGGUAUUUCUGUUGCGUACCUUGUGACGCUGGGAGACAUUAUUACUCCUCUUGGUGAACUUUGUUUCGGGCUGCAAAGCAUAUUCGCGCAGCGAUGGGUGCUCAUGACGAUUUCGUGCGCUACGAUAAUGCUUCCGCUGUCUUUAUUGAAGGACAUAAGCAGUCUACAAUUCUCGUCGAUACUGGGCGUUUUCAGUAUCAUCUUUCUCGUUGUGGCAGUGGCGAUUCGAUCGAUUAUGUACGCGAGUGCCAAUGGAAUGCCCGACGACGUUACCUGGACGAUUGAUACAAGUCGGGGCCCAGACUUCAUGCUUAGCGUGCCAAUCGUCAUGUUUGCAUUCACGUGUCAGGUCAACGUUUUCUCAAUUUACACGGAGCUGCAGCGCCCGUGCAUUCGCCGCAUGAACAAGGUGGUGGAACGUGCGACGCUGGUAUCGUUUUUGGUCUACCUGUCUAUCGGGGUGGUGGCAUAUCUAGCCUUCGGAUCUCAGCUUGUGGAUCCAAAGUACAAGGGGAACAUUCUCCUAAGUUUUCCUCUGGACGACACGCUGAUUGCAGUCAGCCGAGCCGCAAUCACGUUCACUGUGGCCGUGGCAUUUCCGCUGAACAUCUUUCCAUGCCGCUUCACUAUCGACAUGAUGUUUUUCUCGGACUCGGAGGACUCGUGGCCGCGUCAUACAGCUGUCACAAGUAGCCUUGUGCUAUUGGCGCUGCUGCUAGCAGUUUUUUGUCCCGGUAUCAAUGUGAUUUUUGGCAUCAUUGGCGGCACUUGCUCUGCAGUCGUGUGUUUCUGCCUCCCGGCUGCAUUCAUCCUAAAGCUCGAGGAUGGCCCCCUGCAUGGUCCCAAGAAGAUUGGUCCGGUGAUGUUGCUUAUCGGAGCGAUCGUCAUCGGGUUUACGGGAACGGCUGUGACGGUGUUGUCGAAUUGGCUGGUGCUGUCUUCGUGA